ACGGUUUGAGGCAACAGCAAUGCUUUCCAAUUCAACGCAAAACAAUGAAAAUAUCACAGAUCUUAAAGCAUCGACUGAGGAGGCGGCGGCUCACAGCAACCUGAUGAUGAUUAUUGCCACCUUGACCUGGAUGUUGCUCAGCAUUAUAACUCUCUUCCUUUAUUGCUGCAACUAUUGGCAGCUGCUGAGGUCGAGGCAGCAACGGCUUCAGACAGAGCUGGAGCCUGAAUUCCAGCACAGCAGUCAACAGUCUUCUCUCAUUGGAUAAUUAGUAGUGCCACCAGAGAGACCAUAGACAAUGAUAAGUAGAAAAACCACAGCAAAGGGAGCGAUUCAGAGAUACGUAGAGAAGUGCAACAGCUGGCGGUGAUCAUGUUUGGGCUUCAUAUCCCGCAGCGGCUUCGGGUGUGCCAUGACACCGGCCAUAUGGCCGUGUGCAGCAGCAUCCAUUUCCAUUUUCCAUUUCCAUU
Messenger RNA from Drosophila subobscura, 470 nucleotides. RefSeq lists its product as uncharacterized. NCBI's taxonomy places the organism in Eukaryota, Metazoa, Arthropoda, Insecta, Diptera, Drosophilidae. The transcript has 3 exons. Bases 20 to 268 code for a protein of 82 amino acids. The record is from RefSeq and is a predicted model, not a curated record.